CAUUUGCUGCUAUCGUCUCGGCUGCUUUGUUGUCGUCGUCGUUACCGCCUAUUCUUGUUUCUUCCCCCGCGCACAGUCGACGGCGAGGGCGCGGUCCCCGUCGACCUUCUCCUCACUGCCUCGGAAUAGACGACCAUCUGCAGCUACUCCCGCAACCAUGGUCCGGUGGGGCGAGCUCUUCAAUGCCGACGGCGGCCACGAGAGAAGACAGCGGGCACCCGACGAGAUGAGCGCGCUGCUACCGACAUCGCACCGCGAACACCACAUGCCGCCCCCGCCCAUCGACCCCAAGGAUGUCACGGUAGUCGCCCUGCGCCUCAAGCACCAGAUCGAGCACGUCAUUCCGUGCGAGCUCGAGCUGGACCAGGUCACGCGCGCCCACAGCCAAAUCAUCACCGACGCCGUGCUCGACACGGCCAGGCACGCGGGCGCCCCGGAGCACAAUGCCUGUGUCGUCUACUGCCUGCUGCAGGUCAAGAAGUGGUUCACCACGCAGGCCCAUGCAGAGCUGUGGGACGCCGACCUCCACCAGGUCCGCGCGGCCGCGGCAGAGAUCAUGGCCAAGCGCCUGAUCGAGGCUGAGGAGGAUACAAAGUACCUGUUUGAAGAGGUGCUGCUCAAGCGCUACUCAACCCUCGUCGACGGCGAGGCCACGGCGCCCACCAAUGCUGUCGAGAAGGCGGUCGAUUUGCAUGCCGUGACCGUCAUUGGCUCCUCGGGCUACCAAAAGUGCAUCAACUAUCUGUGGAGAGGCUGGAUUGUCCAGGAUGACGAGGACCCUAGCAGGUUCGUCACGUAUGAAAACAAAACAAACACCAGCUACUGGGCACACCUCGACCCGGACCGCAUGCGUGUCCCAAAGUACCAGAACUGGGUGCAGAUUGCCAUGUCAAUCAUCUACCUAGGGCUCUACACGGGCGCCAUCAACACCAUCAACGUUUCUGGCGACCUGGAUAUCGUCGAGGGGCUGUUGUACCUCUUCACGCUGGGAUUCAUAUGUGAUGAAGUAAACAAGUUCUGGAAGGUCGGCCGCUACUACAUCUCGUUCUGGAACAUGUUCAACAGCACCCUCUAUGCCCUGCUCACCAUCUCGUUUGUCCUGCGCAUGGUCGCUUUGGCGCACCCCAUAGCAAAUGAGGACGACCGAAGGCGCGCGCGCUUUAACGAGCUGAGCUACGACUUCCUUGCCUUUACGGCGCCCAUGUUUUGGAUGCGUCUGCUGCUGUAUCUCGACACGUUCCGCUUCUUUGGCGCCAUGCUGGUGGUGCUCAAGGUCAUGAUGCGCGAGUCGCUCAUCUUCUUCGCCCUGUUGUUUGUCGUCAUCAUAGGUUUCUUCCAGGCCUUUAUUGGUCUCGACAUGGCCCACGACCACCUCGUAGACGACACGUUUUUUGUCAUGCAGGCCAUGCUCAAUGCCAUUAUGCAGUCGCCUGAAUUCGAGGGCUUUGAUAACUUUUCGCCACCCUUUGGCAUCAUCCUCUACUACAUCUUUACCUUUGUUGUCAUGGUCAUUCUCCUCAACGUGCUCAUCGCACUGUACAACUCGGCCUACGAAGACAUUACCUCCAAUGCUAUUGACGAGUACAUGGCUCUCUUUUCACAAAAGACGAUGCAGUUUGUGCGUGCGCCAGACGAAAACGUCUUCAUCGCUCCCUUCAACCUGAUUGAAAUGGUCUUCCUCAUCCUGCCGUUCGAAUGGUGGAUGGACCAGAAGCGCUACGACCACCUCAACGAUAUGGUCAUGGCAGUCCUUUACUCUCCUCUUCUAGUCGUCACCGCCAUGAUUGAGCAGCAAGAAGCCUGGGUCGUAAAGGAAAACAGGCGUCGCGGCGAGGAAGACGACGACACAGUCAUGGAGUGGGAACAGGUGCUUGAUGGCUGCGACUUUGAAGCCGACGGCUGGAACAAGAAGGUCCAAGCCUCUCGCCCUAACGUCGAGUUUGACACGGCUGUCCUAGAAGUCCGUGAGCUCCGAAAGGAAGUCGCUGAACUCAAGGAUAUGCUGAAGACGCUACUUGAAAGCGGUCCUGGUAACAAGUGGGGAGGUGACACCCUUGGCGCCAGCGGGCUAGCUAAGCUGGACGCAAGUAAACUGGGCAUGCAGGGCGAGAGCUCUGAGAGCGGUGGAAGGGAUGAGUAAGUCUUUCCUGUUUUCAUAAUUUCCUUAGCCCCAUCGCCUCUUAAUGUCGUUCCUUUUUUGAAUGCUGUACUGGGCAUGUUUGAGAAUUUCUCGUGUUGACUUGUUGUGCUUUUUGCAAUUCUAGGCGCUAUCGGAGUGAAUUUGGGGAGAGCAAUGCGAGUGAUUGGCAUUCGGAUUGAUUGAGAAGAGUCGUGUCAGACUAACUGACUCUUUUCUCUCCGCUCUGUCUCUCGCCCCUUUGCCUCUCGGUGUCUCAUGACACCCCCUCUCUCUUUUUUUUUGUCGUGUUCGGUGGGUCAUAAGUGCAUGGCUUGAAUUUGUCAUAUAAGAAUGCGAGGAAGACUGUUUUCUCUUAUCGGUUUUCUGUGUUCAUAUUGGCCAUGUGCAAUCGAGGGUACGAUAUACAAUUUGAUAUGAGAACGGAAGUGCUGUCUUUUAG
Messenger RNA from Exserohilum turcica Et28A, 2579 nucleotides. RefSeq lists its product as uncharacterized. The record is from RefSeq and is a predicted model, not a curated record. NCBI's taxonomy places the organism in Eukaryota, Fungi, Ascomycota, Dothideomycetes, Pleosporales, Pleosporaceae. The transcript has 3 exons. Bases 158 to 2140 code for a protein of 660 amino acids.